AUGACCUCUUACCCCCCUACUGGUCUGGCCCCCACUGUUGAGCACCUCCCUCAAUGGAUCAGGCUCGGUCUCGGUGACAAGGAGUAUAUUUGUGAAGAAAAGAAGGCAACGUUCGAUCCAGACAAUCUUCCCGAUAACCUGCCUGAUCUCUUCAAGCACAGCAGCUAUAUGGCAGAGUUGCUGACCGAGAAGCCCGAACUUUACGACAAGCUCAAGAGCAAGAUUACUAAGAACGCUGUUGUUGUUGUUAUCCGUUAUGUCGACUACGAGACGGUUGACUGUGGUUCUUUGGCUUGGCCUCAAUAG
Perkinsus marinus ATCC 50983 is the source of this 306-nucleotide messenger RNA. RefSeq lists its product as hypothetical. Gene Ontology annotation, molecular function: kinase activity. Bases 1 to 306 code for a protein of 101 amino acids. The record is from RefSeq and is a predicted model, not a curated record. Lineage: Eukaryota; Perkinsozoa; Perkinsida; Perkinsidae. The transcript is spliced from 3 exons.